Messenger RNA from Morchella importuna, 966 nucleotides. RefSeq lists its product as uncharacterized. Gene Ontology annotation, molecular function: catechol 1,2-dioxygenase activity; ferric iron binding. Lineage: Eukaryota; Fungi; Ascomycota; Pezizomycetes; Pezizales; Morchellaceae. The transcript is spliced from 2 exons. Gene Ontology annotation, biological process: catechol-containing compound metabolic process. Bases 1 to 966 code for a protein of 321 amino acids. The record is from RefSeq and is a predicted model, not a curated record.
AUGAAAGACCUCACCGACGAAAACAUCACCGCAAACACCCACAUCAUCAACUCCCAAGGCCCCGACAAGCGCCUCCAAUUCCUCAUGCACUCCCUCGUCAGCCACCUCCACGACUUUGCGCGCGAGACGCGCCUGACCACAGACGAGUGGAUGGGCGCCAUCCACUUCCUCACCGCCACCGGGCAGAAAUGCACCGACACGCGGCAGGAGUUCAUCCUCCUCUCCGACACGCUCGGCCUGUCGAUGCUCGUCGACGCCAUGAACCACCCCAAGCCCCCCGGCGCCACCGAGGGAACAGUGUUGGGCCCGUUCCACACACACGACGCGCUCGAGUUUGAGAACGGCGAGAGCAUCUGCAGCGCUGGGAAGGGGGAGGCGAUGCUCGUGCUGUGCACGCUGCGGGAUACGGCUGGUAGGCCCGUGGUCGGCGCGUCGGUGGAUAUCUGGGAGACGGACGAGACGGGGCAUUACGACACGCAGUAUGCGGACCGCGGGGGGCCGGACUGCCGCGGGAUUCUGCGCAGCGGAGAGGACGGCUUCUGGUUUAAGGGCAUUCGCCCCGUGCCGUAUCCCGUGCCGACGGAUGGGCCCGUGGGGGAUAUGUUGUUGAAGCUGAAGAGACAUGCGUAUCGCCCGAGUCAUAUGCAUUUCAAGAUCAACGCGCCGGGCUUUGAUGAGCUUGUGACCGCACUCUACGUCCGCGGCGACCCCUACGAGACCUCCGACGCCGUCUUCGGCGUCAAGUCCUCACUGAUCAUCGACCUGCGCAAGAUCGAGGACGCGGCGCUGGCCGCAAAGCACGGCAUGCAGGUCGGCGACUGGCUGCUCGUGCACGACUUUGUCAUCAUUACCAACGAAGAGAGCGAUGCGCUGCGCAGGGCGCAGGCGAAGGAGGCGCUGCGCAAGUUGGGGAGUGUGGCGAUGCUGAAUAGUGAUGGGUUGCCGACGGCGGCAGAGCUGGAUUGA